AUGGACGGUACUGAUCAUACAGAGCUCAUAGCACGGCUUCAGGCUCAACUAGAACAGCAGACCCAGAUGAUACGCCAGCAACAGGAGGCACAUCAGAAACUCGUUGCAGAAAUAGCCCAACUUAAAGAAAGGCGACCGGAAACGACAGAAGACAAUAGCCAAACUGGCAAUCCCAAUCAUGGCCAUCACAACGGCCGUAAUAAUCGCCACCAUGAUGAUAGCGGUCUUCCUCCACGUUCACCUGAACUCCUACCAUUCACUAAAGAGAUCAUGCAAGCCAUAAUGCCCGAUCGGCCACCCCCUCCAAUCGAAAAAUUUGACGGGACGACCGAUCCAGAACACCAUCUCCGAAAUUUCAUCGACUCCAUGGCUUUCUACUCCAACAGCGAUCCGGUCAAAUGCAGGGCCUUCUCCCUGUCUCUCAAAGACGAAGCCCUGGAAUGGUAUUACACUUUACCUCCAAACUCUAUCGACAGUUUUUAUACUGUCACCACACUUUUCAAGAGGCAAUUCUCUGCCAACCGGAGGGAAUGGGUGUUCGCUGCCGAACUCUUCAAUCUUAAACAAGGGAGAGACGAGCUGUUGAGGACAUUCAUGCGUAGAUACUCGGAGACCGCCAGGAGAGUGAAGGGCGUCUCCCAUGAGUUCAUUAUCACCAACCUCCCCAACUGCCUUAAGCCGGGAUUUGUUUCGGAAAAUUUACGAACAGGUGACAACGGUCGCAAUCAAAGACCCUUUCGAAGAGAACUGAAAGCCCCGCUCGGACCUAGGUACGACCACUAUACACACCUUACGGCUCCAAGGGACAAGGGGCAUACCACCGCGGGCUGCCAAGAACUUAAAGAUGAGAUAGAAAGAUUAGUCCGGGCGGGCUACCUGCGAGAUUUUGUUAAAGCAGAGACAGGCCAAAGGGGACGUUCCCCCCAACGGGGACCUUCCCCUAGAAAGUACAAAAGAAGUCCCGAGCCUUCACGACAAAAACCCGAACGUACUCAACAACGUUCGAGAAGCAGAUCCAGAAAGCGAGAUACGACCCCAAAGGGCCGUAUUGACACCAUCUCAGGAGGUUUUGUCGGAGGAGGAGCCUCAUCUUCAGCUCACAAAAGACACUUGCGAAAUUUACGAAGCGUCCACACAAUUGCCCGGAACCCUUUGUCAAUGCCGGACAUCACCUUUAUCGACAGGGAUUUUCAUGCCCCGGACCCAGAACAGGAUGAUCCCAUGGUCAUCACGGCCCGAAUUGCGGAGUAUGAUGUGAGCAAAGUCCUAAUUGACCAGGGAAGUUCUGUCAACAUUCUAUAUUGGACAAUAUUCCAAAAGAUGGCCUUGGCUGAGGAGGCCAUAACACCCUUUCACGAGCAGAUUGUCGGUUUUGCAGGUAAACGCGUGGACACACGGGGAUACCUCGACCUGAGGACCCGCCUGGGUACCGAUGACCAAUCCAAGGAAAUAUGCGUGCGUUUCUUAUUGGUGGAAGCCAAUACUUCAUACAACGCUCUUCUCGGCCGCCCAUGCCUGAACGCCUUCGGAGCAAUUGUAUCAACUCCUCAUCUGGCGAUGAAGUUCCCGUUCGGAAGAGGUGAAAUAUGCACCGUUCGAGCAGAUCAGAAAACCGCUCGGCAAUGUUACACAGCUUCGUUAAAAGCCACUACAUACAAAAGAGAGAGAAGGCCUGAAACCAUAUUGGUCGACCUAGACCCGAGGACCAACACAGAUGACCGGAUUCAACCUCAGGGGGAGAUCAAACCGUUCGUCCUGGGAAAAAAUGAGGAACAGAUUACUAAUAUAGGAGCUGACCUCACUCCUACGAAUGAAGGCGACCUCAUAACUCUGUUACGAACCAACGGUAACCUCUUUGCGUGGAGCGCCUCAGAUAUGCCGGGCAUCCACCCCAAGGUUAUCACUCACAAGUUGUCCAUAUUUCGAGAAGCACGACCCAUUGCUCAAAAGAAGAUAAGGCUCGGUACAGAAAAAAGGGUUGCAGUACAAAAGGAAGUUGAUAAAUUGAUCUCGGCCGGAUUCAUUCGCGAAAUAACCUACACCACAUGGUUGGCAAAUGUGGUCAUGGUUAAAAAAUCAAGCGGUCAGUGGAGAAUAUGUGUAGAUUUCACCGACCUAAACAAGGCCUGCCCCAAAGACAACUAUCCCCUCCCCAGCAUUGAUCGCCUGGUGGACGGCGCCUCCGGUCACAUGGUCCUCAGUUUCCUAGAUGCAUACUCGGGGUAUAACCAAAUUCCAAUGUACGCUCCGGAUCGGAGUAAUACAGCUUUUAUCACCGAGCAGACCAAUUAUUGCUACGAAGUAAUGCCGUUCGGCCUAAAAAAUGCAGGAGCCACCUAUCAACGACUCAUGGACAAAAUCUUCCACAAUCAAAUCGGGCGGUGCAUGGAGGUUUACGUGGAUGACAUGGUCAUACGGAGCUGCUCCCAUCACCAGCAUCUACGGGAUCUGACAGAGGUUUUCCAGCAACUCAAAAGGUACGGUUUACGCCUCAACCCGUCCAAAUGCACCUUCGGCGUAUCCGCAGCCAACCCGGACAAAUGUCGAGCGUUUCUGGAAAUGAGAACACCGACCAAAUUGAAAGAGGUCCAGUGUCUAGUCAGACGCCUCACCGCCUUAUCACGGUUUAUACCGAGACUUUCCAAGCACAUCAAGCUGAUACUCAGUAACAUGAAGAAGAAUGUUCCUCGGCACUCGGACGAUCAUUGUGAGGCGGCUUUCUCCGCCGUAAAAAAUAUAUUGACUAACCCGCCUAUCAUGAACCGUCCGGAGGAGGGGUUCGACUUGCAAUUAUACCUUCCGUGUCCGGUCAUUCGAACCUUGCAGGGAGCCGAGGAACGAUAUUCGCAGGUGGAGAAAGUGGUGUUGGCCUUGCUUACUGCGGCCCGAAGGCUUUGCCCAUAUUUUCAAAGUCAUCAAGUGGUCGUCCGAACCGAUCACCCUGUCGCCAGGAUCCUCAGGAAACCGGACUUAGCCGGAAGGAUGGUUUCUUGGUCCAUUGAACUAUCCGAAUUCGGCCUACGCUUCGAGCCACAAGGCUCCAUCAUAGGACAACAUUUGGCAGAUUUUGCAGCCGAGUUACCCCGUACGACAGAACCGUCCGUGUGGAAUUUGAACGUUGACGGCUCUUCAGACAAACGAGGAGCAGGGGCCGGAAUAGUGUUGGAGGGGCCGAACGGUAUUCUGGUAGAGCAGGCCAUAUCUUUCACGUUCCAGCUCAACAACAAUAAGGCAGAGUAUGAAGCUUUCAUUAGCGGAUUGCUCCUGGCGGCAGAACUGAACAUCCAACAUUUAGAAUGCCGAAUGAAUUCUCAAUUGGUCGUGGGACACAUUAACGACACUUUCCAGGUCAAAGACAACCAUCUGCUGCGAUACUACCACAAGGUCAGUGACCUUAUUAAAGCGUUCGACACUUUCAGAAUUAUUCAUGUACCCAGGGAGCAAAAUUCCCGAGCAGAUUUACUCUCCAAGCUAACACGUGGCCGAGGUAAUUCCCAACUUACCUCGAUCAUUAAAACCAAGCUAGACCAACCCCUCUCGGAGACGUGCGCCACUAGUGUUACUCCUCCCACAACUGAUUGGCGGCAAGAUAUAAUACAGUUGAUGAUCCAGCAAGAGCAAGGCGCUAGGGUAAGUGCGACUGAUUCCAAACGAAUUGCUCGCUUCACAUUCAUAGGAGAUGAUCUUUAUCGACGCGGAUACACUAUGCCUUUGUUGAAGUGUUUAUCCAGCCAAGAAGCCAAGUACGUCAUGGAAGAAUUACAUCAUGAAAUUUGCGGCUCUCACUCAGGAAAGAAAACACUUAGGGCCAAGAUAUUGCGAGCAGGUUUUUACUGGCCCUCCAUUGAACAAGAUUGCAAGGAUUUUGUUCAAAAGUGCAUUUCUUGUCAGUCCCACGGACAUGACACUCGGAUCCCUUCGUCCGAAUUAAUGGUCAUUAUAGCCCCGUGGUCGUUCGCACAAUGGGGGAUGGAUAUAGCCGGACCCCUACCGCUCGCGAAAGGACAAUGCAAAUACCUUUUAGUAGCAAUCGAUUACUUCACCAAGUGGAUCGAGGUAGAGGCUCUUGCAACAAUUAGUGCUCGUAAAAUACAAAGCUUCAUCUGGCACCUAAUUUGCCGAUUCGGCAUACCACAGAAGAUCAUCAUUGACAACGGUCGGCAAUUUAUCGACCGUACGCUGGAAGAUUUCCUCCACGGACUUGGUAUCAAACAUGUCACAAGUUCUGUCGAACACCCUCAGACCAACGGGCAGGCGGAGACCGCAAACAAAGCCAUCAUCUCUGAGUUAAAGAAACGACUAGGCCAAGCUAAAGGCUUGUGGGUCGAAGAGAUGCCUGAAGUACUUUGGGCCUACCGGUGUACACCACACGGAUCAACCGGUGAAACCCCGUUUAACCUUACGUACGGUACAGAUGCCAUGUUACCGGGCGAAAUAGGGGAGUCAUCCCUUCGACGACAUAUACAAGAUAUGACUCUCAACGAAGAACAACUACGGAUGAACCUUGAUACCCUGCUCGAGCGGCGCGAAGUUGCGCUGAUUAAAAAUGAAGCACAGAAGCGACUGAUAUCCAGACGGUAUAAUACCAAAGUGAGGCCUCGACAUUUCAAUGAAGGAGAUCUUGUUUGGCGCAAACGAGGAGACGCACGAAAGAACAAAUCACACGGCAAACUGGCUGAUAAUUGGGAAGGACCUUUCCGGAUCAGCAAAGAUUUGAAGAAUGGAGCAUAUCAAUUGGAAUACUUGGACGACAAAGUUGUUCUGAAUACUUGGAACGUCACCCAUCUCAAAUUUUAUUAUAGUUAA
Molecule: messenger RNA, 4806 nt
Organism: Vigna radiata var. radiata (mung bean)
Lineage: Eukaryota; Viridiplantae; Streptophyta; Magnoliopsida; Fabales; Fabaceae
Exons: 5
Coding region: 1-4806 (1601 amino acids)
Biological process (GO): DNA integration
Molecular function (GO): nucleic acid binding; RNA-DNA hybrid ribonuclease activity
Source: RefSeq, a predicted model, not a curated record